Episyrphus balteatus (marmalade hoverfly) is the source of this 1920-nucleotide messenger RNA. RefSeq names its product GPI transamidase component PIG-T (gene PIG-T). The transcript is spliced from 3 exons. Gene Ontology annotation, biological process: attachment of GPI anchor to protein. Bases 62 to 1813 code for a protein of 583 amino acids. Gene Ontology annotation, cellular component: GPI-anchor transamidase complex. The record is from RefSeq and is a predicted model, not a curated record. Lineage: Eukaryota; Metazoa; Arthropoda; Insecta; Diptera; Syrphidae.
CAUUCCUCAAUUUUUCUAGUCUAGCCCGUAGAAAUAAUUUGCACUUCACAUAAACAAAAAAAUGUUUUUCGUUAAAAUCUUAUUACUUUUUUAUUUAAUUUCACCAUCGUUGCAACAAAAUGAAGAAUUCCACGAAGAAUUAUAUGUGAAGCCCUUGGCCAGUGGUCAUGUGAAUACAUAUUUUCAAUUUGCCACACGAUGGAAACUUGGUGCCGGCGAAAAUUUACACAACACUAAUUUCAUUCCACGAGCUAUUGCUGAAAUUCUGUUGCAUUUCGACUUGAAAGAGCUCCACAUUAGUCUCACUCAGGGCUUGUGGCGUUACGAAAGUUGGGGCUAUCCAGUCGUAGAUGCCCCACCCGGCGCCGAAGCUUGGGCUUGGUUCAGUGGCACUAACCUAACCCAAUCGGCUGUAGACUCACAAUGGAAAGAUUUAGCUAGCACCUUCUCUGGGAUUUUGUGUUCCUCGUUGAACUUUAUUGACAAGACAAACAGCGUCGAACCAAAGUACUCAUUCAGACCACGAUUUGGAUCGACUAAUCAGGAGAAGUUUAUAAGGUAUUCCUCAUUACCACGAGAGAUAGUUUGCACAGAGAAUUUGACUCCAUGGAAGAAACUUCUUCCAUGUGCCAGCAAAAACGGAUUUGUUUCGUUGCUCAAUUCAGGAUUUGUUCACAACACAAACUUCCAUUCUCUGGGAAUAUCGUUGCGUACUUUCUGCGAUGAAUUCUCCGAAGGUUGUCUCAUUGAACUUGUCCAAACUGCAAAUCUUGUCUAUGAUCCGAAACUUUUGGGAAGUAAUGAUUUCUCUCUGCGAAAGAUGUUUGGUCAGGGAAUGAAUGGAGCUUGUCCAUUGGCCAGUUCAAGUAAGGUUUAUGUUGAUAUAACCAACAACAAAUACACUCUUACUCCUGCGCCCAAUUCCAAUUUCACCUCGAUUCGUGGAGGGAGCACAGUCAACUUUGGAGUUUAUGAUAUUCAGAAGGAAACUCCAAAUAAGCUAUUCAAUGUGGCAUGGGUCCUAAAGGAUAAGAAAGUACAAGUACCUCAAUCGCUGGCUCCUCCAAUCUAUGCCCAUCGGUACAUUCUAGGUCAUGGACAAGAAAAUGGACAGAUUGUUACCCAAAUAACCAACACCCAUUGGGAACCUUUGAAUAUUCUACUUCAAGAAAACAUUCCUUGGUUUGUGCCCUCCUAUCUGCACACUCUGAAAGUAAUGAAUGGAGAAACACCAAUCAAACCGACUGAAGUUCACUACAUUCCAGGUGUUCAACGUGAACGUCCCUAUCAUCUUGAAAUCGCAUUUAGAAUUCCAGCCAAGUCCAGUGUGCAGGUGUCAUUUGACUUUGAUUACAUAUUCCUCAAGUGGCUGGAGUAUCCUCCAGAUGCAAAUCAUGGUCAUUAUCUAGGCUCAGCGGUGAUAACUACACUACUCCCCAUCGGAAGGAACUACACAGCUAUUCCAAUUGAUGGAUUUUUAUUCGCUGAUUGUUUCAACGCCAGUCGGUCUUCGUACUUUUUGCAAAUUCGAACAGAAUCAUUGAUUCUUUCACUACCAACGCCCGACUUUAGUAUGCCGUACAAUGUUAUUUGUUUGGCGUGUACGGGUGUGGCAUUGGCAUUUGGCCCGAUACACAGUGUGGCAACUAAAAAGAUUGUUAUCGAAAAUAAAGACGAGCCACAAACUUUAUUGGGAAAGCUUAAAGCUAAGCUUUUUGGUAAGAAGUCCAAAGAUGUUAAAGAAAGCGAUGUUGAUGCUGAUGGUGCAGGUGAAACUGAUCAACUAGCCGAUAUGGAGGAGAAGGAGGAGUAGACGAAUAAAAUUUGCUUUUAUUAGUAUGUAUUUUUUUUUUUUUAUUUAAUUUGUUUUACUUAAAAAUAUGAUCAAUAAAUAAAUGGAGUUUUUAUUGUACAUAACUG